AUGCGAGGCUGGAGCUGGGCGCUUGAAGCGCUUGAGGGCGGCUUCUUGUUUUGGAGUAACCUUGAUCCGACGUCACGUCAACUCCAACGUCCGCUUUCCUCUCAACUUUCUUCUUCUACACCUCACUUCGCCCCCUUCCAGCAACGCAUUCCAGAGCCAGUUGCCCAAACAUCCACGCACAAAUCAUACCUGACGAUGAAGCGGGACUGGCACAGCUACCUCGACUGGGACGACCCUGUCCGUAACGCAGCAACCGAACGAGAAAAACGGAUGAUCGAGGCCGACAUUGCACGUCAUCGGCGGGAGUUUGAGGCCGCUCUCCGCGAGCAGAAAAUCAAAAAGGAGUAUGAAGAAGGCGAGAUAUACUCUCACAUACCACCGAGCAAUGCCGAGCAACUCCCAACACAGUUUGGAAGGACCCUUCAUAACUACAACGGAGUACGGAGUAUCUCGAUACCAGCAUUCGCAGGCAUUGCUCACUUGUCGAAUCCGAUCGCUCCAUCCUUCAUGUCUGCCCUCCGUCGGCCGCUAGAUACUACCAUUUCUAUGGCGCGAGGGGUGGCUAGGCGAGUCCUACCGUUUAGAUCGAAGGCGAAGGCGGAUCCAGGUCGGCGGAAGCGACCUCAACUCGACACCGACGUGUUUCGGAACCGCAACUCUAGCUUUGAGGGUGAAGCCCCACCAACGGCCUCCAAUUCUAGCAGGAAGCGACGAAGAAUCGACGGCGGCGUGAGUCCCGACACUGGCUUCGGUGCUCGUAACACCAUCUUUGGGUUAGCCAUGCCAACGUGGCAGCCGUACCCCAACGCCAUCGCUCCAGGGUCGACUCACCUUAAUCCGAUCGUCAUUCAAGAGACCAUCAUCGAAGAGUUGGAGCCGGAGCCCGGCCUCCCACUCCGCCCGAAGACGGAAGAGCCUUUUCAUCCCAUUAUCGAAAUCAUCGAGGACUAG
Molecule: messenger RNA, 951 nt
Organism: Mytilinidion resinicola
Lineage: Eukaryota; Fungi; Ascomycota; Dothideomycetes; Mytilinidiales; Mytilinidiaceae
Exons: 3
Coding region: 1-951 (316 amino acids)
Source: RefSeq, a predicted model, not a curated record